This is a messenger RNA of Nothobranchius furzeri (turquoise killifish), 1343 nucleotides long. Lineage: Eukaryota; Metazoa; Chordata; Actinopteri; Cyprinodontiformes; Nothobranchiidae. The record is from RefSeq and is a predicted model, not a curated record.
GCUAUAGAGAAACCUUACAUCUACAAACACGUGUACGCAAACAUGUGCUCACAUGGUGCUCUCAUAAGUAUGGACUUGGGCAUUUUCAACAUGUCUUAAGGCUGUGGUUGGCACUAAAUGCACUGUCUAGAAGCAGACUCUUGUUCUUCUUCUGGCUCUUUGAGAGUACAGAUGCUUUUUUCCUCUUCUCCUCUCUAUCUUUCCCAAGGUUAUUUGUCUGUCUUUGGGUGUACGGCGCUUCUGCAUUUUUUCUGGAAACUGGAAAUUAUUAAAAUGGACCUGGUCAGUUGGUCUCUUAAUGCGAUUGACAAAAUUUUUUCAACAAUGAGAAUGGGAGAAGGGGCUCCCGGUUGCCCCUCUGGGACAGAGCCAGCUGGGCAUUUCAUGGACUCCUGGAAACAGUGGAACCUGAUCUGCCUCUCUCAACUGUAUGUAGAGGAUUCUGAAGAUGUCUGGAUAUUCGUGGUGUUGGUGUCAGGUUUCCUGCUUUUUGGCCUGAGUGGCUACCUGGUUUACCGGAAAAUUUAUGAGCUGUCGAGGAAUAUUGGCUACAUCCCGGAGCUCAGGGAUGGAUUACACCGCGCUGUGAACGCACAAACUCAUAUAAUUGUCGAGAUGAGUCGUAAGCUUGGAACUUUGGCUGAGAUUCAGACUCUGGCACAGAAGGUUGAUUCGAUCACGGAGCGAGUUGACGGGACAGCACGGAUUGGGAUAGAUUAAUUACGCCAUUAUUGGAUUCAGAGGGGUUGAGGACCAACGGAACUUUAAGACGGAGAGGAAAUUAUCUCUGUCUGACCCCAAAACAGUUUUUAUCUGAAUCUGGUGCCCUUGAGCCUGUGAGGCUGAAGUGAAUACUCCCCCUCAGAAGAAAUGUAGAAUGCUGCCGUAGCCAUGGCAACUCUGUCUCCCUAUCCCAGCCUUAGCAGGACUGAGACCGGUGAAGGCCGUUGAAUCGUUCCUGGAGUCACUGCGCUAUCUAAACCCAACGACCUCCCCCCUGUCCAAAGCGCUGCUUAUCACGGCUGCAUGCACUGAUAUGUGGAGAGUCCCAACCCUACCUCCCCACUUAGUGGACACUUAUGUUGUGCAAUGUCCGAAGUCUGUGUGCAUUUCUGUCUGAGGUGUUUUUUGCAUAGCAAAGCUGUCCUCCCUGUGGAGGGUAUCUCUGAAGUGCCUUUUUUUUCCUCCACCUGACUGAAUCCUCAUAUGAACCCUCUGAUAUCUAUUAAGGUAGCGCAACCCGGGUUGCGAAUGACCACAGUCACCAAUUCUUGUCAUGUGCCUAUGUAUGUAUGUCUGAUCUCAGAAGUGUGUGUACUAAAACUCUAAUUUCCCUCUGGGAU